AUUUAUUUAUUAUAAUUUUAUUCAUUUUAUUUUAAUUUUAUAAAAAAUUCGUGUUGGUUUGUUAUGUUUGAUUCAAAGUGAACCCACCAUAAAUCAAAAAGACACUUUUUAUACAUAAAAUUAUGGGGCAAGAUACGACAUUAAACUUAAUCACAGAAAAUGAAUACAUAGGUGCCGAUAGUACACCUUUAGCACCGCCAAGAUCAAUUGGGUUAAUUUCAUUAAUAUCUAUAGGUUUCUUUUUAGUAUCUGGAGGACCUUUUGGUAUUGAAGGUAGUGUUAGUUCAGGUAGUUAUGUAUAUGUACUUUUAACAUUUAUAUUAUUACCAAUAUUUUGGUGUAUUCCUUUGGGUUUAAUUACAGCAGAGUUAUCGCUAAUGGUAAAUAAGGAUGGUGGUUGUUCAGUUUGGGCAGAAAAAGCAUUUGGUGAAUAUUUUAGUUUAAGUUUAGGUUUAUUUAGUUGGUUUGCAACCAUGGUAGAUUUAAGUUUAUAUCCAUUAUUAUUUGUACAGUAUUAUUCAAGUAGUUUUACAGGUUCAAAAGAUGCAAGUUCAGAUUGGGCAGGUGGUAUUGAACAGUGUCAACAUUGUCGUUUAUUAAUGGCAUUUGCAGUAAUUAUUAUCAUUGUAUUAAUGAAUUGUUGGGGUGCUGAACAAGUUGGCAUUUUUAGUACAAUUCUUUCAAUUACACUCUUAUCACCAUUCAUCAUUAUGGUUGCAAUGGGUAUUGGUCAUGUCAAUUUAGGUCAAGUUUUAUCUGUAGAUGGAGGUAUGAGAUCAUUUAAAGAGGUUCAGUGGGGCACGCUUAUAGUUACAGUAGUUUGGAGUUAUUCAGGUUUUGAUGCAUUUGGUCAAUUAGCAGGUGAAAUUAAAAAUCCAAAAAGAAAUUAUCCAAUUGGUGUAGUUGCAGUUAUGGUCGUUACUAUUCUCGUUUAUAUUUUACCUUUGCUUGUUGGUAUGCAAUACGAAAAAGAUUAUAAAAACUGGUAUGACGGCGAAUUCUCAGAUGUCGCAUCAAAGGUAGGUGGACAAUGGUUAAACAUUUUAAUGUGUGUCGGUGGUAUGGCAAGUAGUCUCGGUUUAUUCCAAGCAAAUCUUUGCACCAGUUCCCGUAAUCUUUACUCUCUCUCAUUAAGAGGAUACGUACCAAAUUUUUUCUCAAAACUUUUACCACGUCGUGAAACUCCAUUCAUUGCAAUCAUUACAAAUGCUGUCGUUGUUGGUUUGUUAACUCUUAUGCCAUUCCAAGCCAUCUUAAAUUUGGAUAUGUCCAUUUACAGUAUCGUAGCCGCUUUAGAAUGUAUCAUCUACAUUAAACUUUACAUCUGGAACCCAGAUUACGAUAGACCAUAUAAAGCUAUCAACACAAGAUGGUUACUACCAUUCAUGGCCACACCCAUGAUUUUUACUGGUUUAAUUUUAAUUUUAGCUCCAUGGGAUAAUCAAUGGAAAACUAUGGUUGCAGUAGCUUUUAACCUUGCCAUCGUAUUAUCAAGAUAUAUAUUAAACAGAUAUAGAGCAAGAAAAACAAAGAAAAAUAAUGAAUCUCUAGAUUAUGAACAAGAAUCAUUUAUUAAAAAAUAUUCAAUCAAUUAAAGUUUUUUUUUUUUUUUCUAUCAAUUAUAAAA
This is a messenger RNA of Dictyostelium purpureum, 1627 nucleotides long. RefSeq lists its product as uncharacterized. Gene Ontology annotation, molecular function: transmembrane transporter activity. Gene Ontology annotation, cellular component: membrane. The record is from RefSeq and is a predicted model, not a curated record. The transcript is spliced from 3 exons. Gene Ontology annotation, biological process: transmembrane transport. The coding region runs from base 123 to 1595 and encodes 490 amino acids. NCBI's taxonomy places the organism in Eukaryota, Evosea, Eumycetozoa, Dictyosteliales, Dictyosteliaceae.